Messenger RNA from Saccostrea cuccullata (small rock oyster), 432 nucleotides. Its product is annotated as palmitoyltransferase ZDHHC17-like. Gene Ontology annotation, biological process: protein palmitoylation. The transcript has 4 exons. Gene Ontology annotation, cellular component: Golgi membrane. The record is from RefSeq and is a predicted model, not a curated record. NCBI's taxonomy places the organism in Eukaryota, Metazoa, Mollusca, Bivalvia, Ostreida, Ostreidae. The annotation marks the transcript as partial. Gene Ontology annotation, molecular function: palmitoyltransferase activity; protein binding.
CCAACAUGGACGAAGUUGAUCCUUCUUGCAACCCUGUGCAACCUUUACUAGAGAAAGGUGCAGGUGGAGAUGAGAGCCAUGCUGUCAAGAGUGAACCGAGAGUGGACCUGCAGCCGGGCCAGGAGGACUACAGUACAUACGAUAUUGUACGAGCAGUUCAGUUCGGGGUCAUGGCACGGGUUUAUGAACUGGUGGAAGGUGGGCAGGAUGUCAACGAAAUGGACCGAGAAAAUGUCAGCCUGUUACACUGGGCAGCUAUCAAUAACAGAUUAGACAUUGUCAGAUAUUUAAUUUCAAAAGGGGCCAUUGUUGAUAAAUUUGGAGGUGAUCUAGAUUCCACACCUUUACAUUGGGCAACAAGACAAGGACAUAUAUCUAUGGUUGUUCUCCUUCUGGGAUUUGGCGCAGAUCCAACUUUACGUGAUGGACAAG